UUGGCUGAAGGGACACGCAUCAGGCGCUCGCGCAUUCGUGGAUCAGACCUCACAGAGGAUGCAGCGGAGCACUGAUUUCUUGGAUUUCUGUUUAGCAUCUCGAGUUUGCGCAAAUCAAUUACCAGCAGCCAUUUCUAGUGAAUGAACUCGCUGUCUGUCGUUCUGUAACGGAGGAUCUAUGUUUCUCGUGUGCUUUGUCAUUUACUUAAGAGCAUGCCACAUUUUCUCCGAUAUACCUAAUGGACAAAAAUAAUUAAAAUGUUAGAAAUCUCGGUGAUUGGAAUGCUUCAACAUAUUCUGAUUUGUACAACUAGAGACCGUUCGACUACCUGUAGGAUUGCAUCAAGCGCGUGAGGGAGGCGGUGAUGCCCAGGAGGCAAUGCGCAUUAGUAUAAUGUGACACAAUUCGGGGUUUUUUUACACUCGAACGAAGGUUUUUGUGCGCAUCGUGCUCAUUUGUACACGGUGAAUAAGCUAAUGGAACCACCGUAAUCUCAAGGAGAGCCGACGGCACGUUGUUUUUGAACAGGCGUUGGGAUGCUCUGCGUUUUUCCUUCAAACCCAGUUGAAGAUGUACAGAACGAGGGGAGAUUUCCAGCAAUAUACCGCACCUGUACCAUAAAGGCUCCGUCUGAAUGGCAAUACUUGAAUGUUUGAAUUCGUGAGAUCAUAUGGCAAUAGUUUUUGCACCUGAUGUAAAGCAAUCCGCAAUCGAUCGAAUGAAUGAUCAUUCCAUGCAUGAUUGUGCAGAGUGUGCAGAGUGACUAAUCGCACAUGGACCACAAUAAGACAGGAUGGAGAAGAAUCAGACACGCGUUUUGAUUAUUGGUUUUGAGCUACCAGAAAGCGCUCUGUAGUAAAGUUGCAGUGGCCGAACUACAGGUGCUAUAUGAAGAACAGGUCACAAGCGUUAAUUUGCCCUCGCAGAAAUGCCAGUGCGUGCUGUGACUUCCAGGUUCAUGUACAGGGGACUUUGCUCAAUUCCAGAUAUCCUCUCCUACAGGACUCCCGUCAGCCUCCCCGAGGAUGAAGUGGAGGAGAUCCGUGAAGCCUUUAAGGUGUUUGAUCGUGAUGGGAAUGGAUUCAUCUCAAAACAGGAGCUAGGAGUGGCCAUGCGGUCUCUUGGUUACAUGCCAAAUGAAGUGGAGCUGGAGGUGAUCAUUCAGAGACUGGACAUGGAUGGUGACGGUCAGGUUGACUUUGAAGAGUUUGUAACACUUCUCGGACCAAAACUGUCUUCAGCGGGUAUGCCUGACAGAUUCCAUGGAGCCGAGUUUGAUUCCAUAUUCUGGAAGUGUGACAUGCAAAAGUUGACUGUGGAUGAGCUGAAGAGACUCCUGUAUGACACCUUCUGUGACCAUCUGACUAUGAAAGACAUCGAGAACAUCAUCAUGACUGAGGAGAGUCAUUUAAACAGCCCCCAGUGCCAAGUAGAUAUUGACACAAGUCCCAUGCAACAAGUCAAGCACACCUGUGUGCGCAAGAGCUUGAUUUGUGCCUUCGCCAUUGCAUUCAUCAUCAGCGUCAUGCUCAUCGCAGCCAAUCAGAUGCUUCGAAGAGGAAUGAAAUAAACAGUUUUGUUUCUAAGACAAUGAAUGACUGACAAAAGGAAACAAGAUAAAAAUGCAAAAAAACCCACUCAUUUUACUAGUUUCUAUUGAUCACAGUUUUACAGAAACACCAAAGGCUGCACUUUCGUUCUACUAUAAACUCAAGGUAAAGACAGACUGUUGUAAGACAGACAAAAUAAUAAUUUAGCCCAAAACAACAUAGUUUAAAAGUGUCAUUAUACUAUAUUAACGAUCAUUCUCGUAUAAAAUAUUACAGUUUUUCUUAGGCUUAUGUUACAAAGUAGACAUCGGUUAUAAUGUAUUGUGUUGUACAGUUGUAAUCCACUUUAUAUCAAAAUCAUGUCAGGGUCAUUAUAUAACAUGACACAAUGACACUGACAAAACGAUUUCCCCAUUUUGUAACAACGUUGUGUGACUGGGUCAUGUAUGUUACACAGUUUUAGAUCUAGUAGAUCCGACAUUUAUUUCACCAACAUGGUCUCAAACAUCACCGGUUUGACCUUUGGGGAUAUUCGUGGAUACAGAAUGAAAAGAGGUAAUAAACAAAUUUGUCAACAAGUCUAAGUCAUCAUGAGUAGUUAGGCUUAGAGCAAUUCAAAAAGAAAAUGAAUGUACCAGUAAUAAACUGUGAUGGAAAGUAAAGUAUAAAUCUGGUGACAAUCCAAAGUGUUACUGAAUCUAACCUGUGCAAUUGUCUUUUGUUAACUUGCAAAAACAUUAUUUCUUCCAGUCUUGACUCUCAGGAUUGUUUGUUGUCAGGUCUUUUAUUAAAAUGUCUGCUGGUUGUGUGAGGAAAAAGUAUUGUGAAAAAUGACUGGCUAUUCGUAUAGUGUUCCACGUGAGGCUAAAUGUUUUUGUCGAUAUCCUGCAAUAUAAUUGUUAUGAGUGUUACUACAUAUGAUUACAUAUUUGCAUGAAGUGUUUCCUAGCAUUUCAAUAACAUCAGUGUUGUCAGUGAAAAUCAGUCUGUAUCAAUAUUAUCAUUUUCUUUAACAACUUGUGGAUUUCAUUGUUCUGGGGUAUUGUGAUCUGUAUAAUUCUUAAUUUUUAAGGCAUGACAUUAACUGUCUCUCAUUGUGUCCACAUUAUCCUGGUCAACUGGAAAAUUACAGGUUAAGUUUAAGAUUUUCAUUGCUUUUAAAGCAACUGUAUGUCUUUUUUUACCUUGAAAAAUGGGUUUCAAAAUCAUUUGACCAAAUGGUCUGUUUCUUUUAAACUCUUCCCUGAAACUGCAGAAGGCUCCAAAGUUGCAAACAUAAAAUUACAUACAGUUGCUUCAAGUUUAUGUAUUCAUAGCAUGACUCAAAGGGCAUGAACCAGUGCAUGUUAUUCAAAAGUAUUAUUCCGAAGCUAAUGGUAACAAGCAAUAUUUGGCUUAUGCAUACUUUGAAAUAAAUGUAUGCAUUCAGCAGCGAUCUGUAAUUUAUGCAUUUGUCAGUAAUCUCAGUGCCUAAACAGUAAAUUGGAUGUUGUUGUUCUGUGUCUUAGGUUUGAAGUCCAAAGUCUAUAUUUUUGUGCACUUUCCCAGUAUUUA
Cyprinus carpio (common carp) is the source of this 3105-nucleotide messenger RNA. RefSeq names its product calcium-binding protein 7-like. The record is from RefSeq and is a predicted model, not a curated record. NCBI's taxonomy places the organism in Eukaryota, Metazoa, Chordata, Actinopteri, Cypriniformes, Cyprinidae. Gene Ontology annotation, molecular function: calcium ion binding.